CGGAAUCGAUCAGUCUAGCUUUUACUUAUUUAUGAAACAGUUUUAACUUUUCCCAUCCCGAUUUGUUGAUUAUUGUUAUACGGUUGAUGUUAGCGUCCACCGGAUUGGUCAUCCGGAAAACUUGUUAAAUCAUCACAACUAAGUUCUGGAAGUGGUGAUAUUUGGCCAGGACAUUUUAGUGAAUAUUUUGGAAGAUCGCGAUGGCUUAUACCGGUCUGGUGCUCGCGGUUGUGACUAUCGUUCUAUCGAUUUUGUGUUACUUUAAAAUUCUGUACGAGUGGCAUCGGAAAGUGCGAGUUCAAACAGUUCGACGUUCGGUGCGGUUAACGAAGAAACAACAGCAGCCGGAAGAUUCCGAGCAGCAGCAGCAGGUCGAUGAUACGGUUUCGAUUCCCCAGGCACCUGGGCCUAUGCCGUGGCCAAUACUUGGCAGUCUAGCGAUCUUGGGAAAGUACGAAGUGCCGUUCGAAGGAUUCACGGCGCUCGCGAAAAAGUACGGCGAUGUGUACAGCCUGACGCUCGGUACGAACCGGUGCUUGGUAGUGAACAACCUCGAGCUGAUCCGGGAGGUACUGAAUCAGAACGGACGAUACUUUGGCGGAAGGCCCGACUUCUUACGGUUCCAUAAGCUUUUCGGAGGAGAUCGCAAUAAUUCGCUUGCGCUAUGCGAUUGGUCCACCUUACAGCAGAAGCGUCGCAAUCUUGCCCGCAAGCAUUGCUCACCGAGUGACGCCUCAAGUUACUACCAGAAGAUGAGCGACGUUGGCGUCAUGGAGAUGCUCCAGUUCAUGGACCAGCUAGAUGCGAUGGUGAUUCCCGGGCAGGAUUUCAAGGCGAAACCUUUUAUCAUGCAAGCUUGCGCUAACAUGUUCAGCCAAUACAUGUGCUCGGUGCGAUUCAACUAUGAUGACACUAGCUUCCAACAGAUGGUGCGCCAUUUCGACGAGAUUUUCUGGGAAAUCAAUCAAGGCUACGCCGUUGACUUCAUGCCGUGGUUGGCACCGUUCUAUCACAAACACAUGAACAAACUUAGCCGUUGGUCGGCGGAAAUCCGUAACUUUAUCCUGGAACGAAUCAUAUAUGAACGGGAGCAGAACUUCGGAGAGGAUGAACCCGAACGAGACUUCACCGAUGCCUUAUUGAAGAGCCUCCGAGAGGAUCCUACCGUUAGUCGCGACACCAUCAUGUAUAUGUUGGAGGAUUUCCUUGGCGGUCAUUCAGCCAUUGGAAAUUUGGUAAUGCUUGCCCUGGGCUACAUCGCAAAAUAUCCAGAAAUUGGUUCCCGAAUCCAACAGGAAAUCGAUCACGUUACCGAGGGAAACAAACGUAAUGUUACGCUCUAUGACACUGAAGCCAUGCCUUACACGGUCGCCACCAUCUUCGAAGUGCUGCGAUACUCGUCAUCACCCAUCGUGCCCCAUGUAGCCACGGAAGACACUUGCAUCGCGGGCUACGGCGUCACCAAAGGCACUAUCGUCUUCAUCAACAAUUACGACUUAAACACUAGUGAAAAAUAUUGGACCGAACCAAAGCGCUUCAAUCCAGAGCGAUUCCUCGAGAGUGCCACCUUGGCUCAGAUCCGAACCGAUCUGGAGCUAGAUUCCCCCACAGCGAAGCAAGAUCUUAACACUAUCAUCAAACACAACAACAUCAACGCCCUAAACGAAAACCAGAAGCAGAUACUGCGGGUAAAGAAAAACAUCCCUCACUUCCUGCCCUUCAGCAUCGGAAAGCGGACCUGCAUCGGCCAGAACCUGGUGCGAGGCUUCAGCUUCAUCAUGUUGGCGAACAUUCUGCAGAAGUACAACGUCCACACGAACCGACCCGAGGCGAUCAAAAUGUAUCCUGCCUGUGUGGCUGUUCCACCGGAUACCUACCCACUUGCGUUCACGCAACGAUCCAUGUGAGACAAGUCUGAGGCUGUCGUUGUAAAUAGCUACCAUCUUCUUCAUCACCGGUGUGGGCUUGAUUCUAGCAGGCCGAACAUGGUUUCAUUCAAAUACAAAAUAUAGAUUAAGGCUUCCUUUCGCGAGAGCAAGCAAGUUAUCAUUAGCUUUUUUUUUCCUAAGUAUAUAUUAGAUAAAUUCCUGAACGAUGAUACCGCGUAGCACAGGAUGAUUGAGAGAAAUUCGUUUUUAUAAAACAUAAUAACUUUAGGAUAGCAGUAGCAAGUGAAGCGAGAAGAAACUAGUUUAGCGUUCAAAUGAAAGCGAAAGCAAUAUCGAGCAAUAUAGAGGAGAGAGCGAGUGACAUUUUUGAGCACAGCUAAUCUCCUUAUAGGGGGAGUCCUUACUUUCGUAGCAGCAUUCUGUAUUUGCAUUUAUGUAGUAAUUGUUACAGUGAGAAUCGAGGGCGGGAAGAAGUUCAAUCGAGAGCAGACGUAUAAUUUUUUAUAGAGCUAAGACUGAAUAUAUACACACACACGCACUCUACCGAAAUGAUACUCGUUUUAUGCUUGAUACCCUGCCCGCCUGGAGUGCGUGUUGGUUAUGCGAUUAGAGUAUUUAAUGUUAGUCCAUAUCGCAUUCCCAUUAAAAAAAAGUUUAGAAAAUGCUUAUUUUUCAUGACAUUUUUUUUUGUUUUUUUGUGUAAAUUAGGCAAGAACUCUGUUUUAUUGUAUUAUUCUGUUUACCCAGCGAACUGCCGAUAAAUAGUUUCAAGACAUUAGUUGUAUAAUAGAAAAAUUUUGAACACUAUCUGGUGAUGCAACAACAAUAA
This is a messenger RNA of Toxorhynchites rutilus septentrionalis, 2718 nucleotides long. RefSeq names its product cytochrome P450 307a1-like. NCBI's taxonomy places the organism in Eukaryota, Metazoa, Arthropoda, Insecta, Diptera, Culicidae. The transcript is spliced from 2 exons. The coding region runs from base 201 to 1907 and encodes 568 amino acids. Gene Ontology annotation, molecular function: heme binding; iron ion binding; oxidoreductase activity, acting on paired donors, with incorporation or reduction of molecular oxygen. The record is from RefSeq and is a predicted model, not a curated record.